AUGGCUGCCGCCGGAAAUCUCGUUUUCAACACGACCAAGGAACUCAAGUCUCGGUCGUCGUCUGAGCAAGAGCUGUCGUUCGAGACGGAGAGAAGAAACGAUGGCAAGGAUGCCACGGUCCUCCGCGACAAAGAGACGGGUAACGUCGCCUAUCCGACGCUUGUGCCUCCCCAUCCCGAGGACUGGAAGAACCAAACCACGGAUGUCGGCUGUAGCGCAAGUGCUGGCAAGAAACCCGAGCCCCCAAAACCAGGCGAGCACCCGCCCAAGACGCUUUCCGACCCACUCCAGCGAUUUUCGGGCGACGAAGAGCAAUUCAGGCCACGGCCGCUCCGGGGCCAGCGGGCGAUGACCGAAGCGAUACCUCGCCGGGAAGGCUCGCGCCGCUUCUCGGGCGUGCCCGGACGCCUGCAGCGGGCCGGCACAAACAUACCCGAUAUGCAGCGGGCGCUGUGGCGAGGUGACCAGGACGACUCUAGCAGCUCGUCUUCGUCCUCGGAGGAUGAAAUGACCCAGGCUCAGCAGGACAAGAAACAGAAGCGCGCCAAAAAGAAGUUGCAGAAACAAAAGAGCGACGACCCUUAUAGGAAGUUCCGGGUGGGCAACGACAACUACCACACCAAGGGUAAAGUUAAGCGCGACGGUCGUCUGUCCAUCUCGGUGAACGACACCAGUAGCACUGGGUACCUCGCAAAGGCCAUCGGGUCGGCAGUUAAGAAGGUCGUACCCAAGGCAAAGGAGGCCACGUCAGACGACGAGGAUGUCGAUGAUUAUGUCUCGAGGCCUGCGGGCUCGAGGGCGUCGUCGGUGACUACAGUUGCAAUGGCUAACAUACCCUGCCCGAAACUCAACAUUGUCAUUAUGGUUAUUGGAUCCCGUGGAGAUGCUCAACCUUUCUUGAAGAUCGGUCAAGUUCUCAAGCAACAAUAUGGCCACCGAGUCCGCAUCGCUACCCACCCGGCAUUUAAAGAUUUUGUUGAGAAGGACUCGGGUCUGGAGUUUUUCUCAGUGGGAGGUGACCCGUCGGAGUUGAUGGCCUUUAUGGUCAAGAACCCCGGUAUGAUACCCAAACUGGAGACCGUCAAGGCUGGAGACAUUGGCCGCAGGAGAGCAGCCAUGGCGGAGAUGUUUGAGGGUUUUUGGAGGGCUUGCAUCCAUGCAACAGACGACCCCAAGGACCAGGACAACGUGCGAUUGAUGGGUGACAAGCCCCCAUUCAUUGCAGAUGCCAUCAUUGCCAACCCUCCUAGUUUCGCACACUACCACAUCGCUGAAGCCUUGGGGAUCCCGCUGCAUCUCAUGUUCACCUUCCCGUACACUCCCACGCAGGCAUUCCCUCACCCGCUUGCCAGCAUCAAAACAUCCAACGUCGACCCCGGAUACACGAACUUUAUAUCAUAUCCACUGGUCGAGAUGAUGGUAUGGCAAGGGCUGGGCGACCUGGUCAACGAUUUUCGAGUGAAGACACUGGGUUUGGAUCCAGUCUCGACUCUCUGGGCACCCGGCGCUACAUAUCGACUUCAUGUUCCCUUCACUUAUCUUUGGAGUCCUGGGCUGGUCCCCAAGCCAGAGGACUGGGGCGACGAGAUUGAUAUCUCAGGUUUUGUGUUCCUUGACCUGGCCUCUUCAUUCAAGCCACCAGAUGACUUGGUCAAGUUUUUGGACGAUGGCGACCCUCCAAUAUACAUCGGAUUUGGGUCCAUCGUGGUAGACGACCCUGACCGCUUCACCGAGAUGAUAUUCGAGGCUGUGAAGCAAGCCGGUGUGCGAGCUUUGGUUUCCAAAGGCUGGGGGAAGCUCGGUGGUGAGAAUGUUCCCGACAACGUCUACAUGCUCGAGAAUACUCCUCACGACUGGCUAUUCCCUCGCGUCUCUGCUUGUGUCAUCCACGGCGGUGCCGGGACGACGGCGAUCUCGCUAAAGUGUGGCAAACCAACAAUGGUUGUACCUUUCUUCGGCGAUCAGCACUUCUGGGGUAGCAUGCUGGAGCGCUGCGGUGCCGGCCCCGAGCCUGUGCCCUACAAACGUCUCACCGCGGAGAAGCUGGCCGAGGGGAUAAAAUACUGCCUCAGCGAUGAAGCCAAGCAGGCGGCCACCGAGAUCGCUAGAGACAUAGAGCAAGAAGGCGACGGGGCUGAAAACGCAUGCAAAUCGUUUCACAAGCAUCUGACGCUUCAGGGAACACAUUCUAUGCGCUGCUGCGUCCUCGAAGACCGCGUGGCAAUCUGGCAUCUCAAGCACACCAACAUACGCCUCAGUGCCAUCGCCGCAGAUAUCCUUGCCAGUAAGAAUGCACUGUCCUGGCGCAAGCUCAAGCUCAUUCGCCACCGGGAAUGGAACGAUUUUGAGGGCCCAGGAGAGCCUGUGACGGGUCUGGCUGGCUCUCUAGUCACUACGGUUGGUGAUGUUGUCGGAGGUGUGGGAAGUGUGCCGAUGCGCAUUGCCAAAAGCUCAAGCAAAAGGAGAGAGCGCAAGGAGAAGAAAGAGAAGCGAAGAGCACGCCGCGAAGCCCGAGAAAAGGCUCAGGAGGCCAAAGGUCAGGACGCAAAGGCCGAGACUGAAAAGGACAAGAAGGACGACUCUUCCAAGUCAAAGUCUACCGAGCCAUCUGAGAAGCAGGUCAAUUCUAGCCAGGGUGCCUCCUCGCGGACGCCAGCCGGCACUUCUAAUUCCAAGGAGGAGGAGCCAAAGACAAAAGGGAAAGUGUCAGAAAACGGCAACCAAGAUGCGGAUAAAGACAAGGCUGGUAAUGAGCUUGAACAUACCCAAGCCCAAGAUCAUGCCCAACCUUCAAAGGAGCCUCCCUCAGAGUCACAAAAAGGUGGUGCUAAUCCCCGCCGGGAGAGCUACGCUAGUUCCUUGGCUACAACUGCCACUACGGACACCUCGGAGGAGACGAGCCGAGCCCAUGACUUUGCGCAGAACGUAGGGAAGGGCUUUGGCAAGUCGGCACAUGCAUUGGCACGGGCACCCGUCGACAUGUCGCUCGCAGUAGCCCAAGGUUUCCACAACGCACCGCGUCUCUACGGAGAUGAUACUGUGAGAAGGCCUUUGCGUGUGACUGGCAUGCGGUCGGGACUGCGGGCAGCACGACGCGAAUUCGGCUAUGGCGUUUACGACGCCUUUACCGGCGUCGUUCGCCUCCCCGUGCGUGGCGCGCGAGACUCGGGCGCCAAAGGCUUUGCAAAAGGCGUCGGCAUGGGCAUGAUGGGAUUUGUGCUCAAAAACUUUGCUGCCAUAGCUGGGCCUGGUGCGUACACUUUGAAGGGCGUGGCCAAGCAGCUGGAGAAGGGACGAUCGCCAGUCAAACACCUCCGCAGGGCUCGUAUAGUGCAGGCCCAUCGGGAGUGGCAGUCGCUAGACCGUGAAGGGCAGCAGAAGCUUACCGAACGCAUCCUCGAUGGCUGGAAAGUUCUGCAGCGUCUUGCACGUGCACUGGAGGAGGCGGAGCGCAAACAGUCUGGAGGCAUCCGAGGCCGGCUCUCGGCGAGGCGUCGACGUGGCAUUGGUGCUGCCUUUGAAAGCGUCGAAAUCGCUCAGCGCGCGCUCACCGGGAUUGAGGAGGGUCGACUCGAGCAAGUCGUUGAGAAGGGUGCCCGGCGCGAGAGUGACGGCCGUAGCAAGGACGAACGGAAGGUCAAGAGGGAGAAGAAGAAGCAGGUUUCCGAGCAUGCGGGCGAGAGACGCAAGGAGGAUGAGGAGAACAGCAAGCGGGAAAGCACGGAGCAGUCUGGCAAUGACCACCCUCGCCGCUCGGAUGCGGACGACCAAGAAAAAAGCACCGGCGGGCAGAAGACCAAGAUUCCGGAAAACAACAAGACCGACAACGACAGUGGCAAGUCGUUGGACGGAGAGGAAGAGAAGAGCAAAGACGGCAAUCAUAUCGCAUUUGCCGAUGAUCCCCGUACUCAGGGCGUCUCAGGAGCACCAGAAAAGCCUGCUGCCAGCAAGAUAGCCGCUUAG
Pyricularia pennisetigena is the source of this 3963-nucleotide messenger RNA. RefSeq lists its product as uncharacterized. The record is from RefSeq and is a predicted model, not a curated record. The transcript has a single exon. Gene Ontology annotation, molecular function: UDP-glycosyltransferase activity; hexosyltransferase activity. The coding region runs from base 1 to 3963 and encodes 1320 amino acids. Lineage: Eukaryota; Fungi; Ascomycota; Sordariomycetes; Magnaporthales; Pyriculariaceae. Gene Ontology annotation, biological process: carbohydrate metabolic process.